AAAGGUGUGACGUACUUCCGCCUGUGGUCCACUUUACCAGUGGCCUUUUGUGCCUUUCAUGUAAAUUUGAACGUAUGCACUCGAUGAGAAAUUUUAAGCGAAACGUUUAGCUGACGUGGGGGAUAUUUUGACCUGAAAUGGCGUCGGGUACACCAUGCUUAAGUAGAUGGGACCAACCCAAAUCCAAAGCUGACAAGCGUCAGGGCUGCAAUGUCUCUCAGACUGCGCCACAGCUCUCAUCCACUGCAAAUCACAUGGGAGCCAACAACAUCACUACAACUGCCAGUGCAUCUCAAACAUCCGGUGUCCCUUCAGCCGAGCUGAACAUGCCUCCCACAUCUGGGGGCCCAGGCGACGCUCCCCAGGGUGGCGUUGAGAUGGCUGCAGCCAUGGCUGCUAAAAUAAAUGCGAUGCUAAUGGCUAAAGGGAAGCUGAAAACACUCGAGCCUUUACCCAGUAAGAUUGCACCAAGUGUGCCAGUCUCAAGUGUCUCUGAUGAAGUUGUGGUGACUGAAGUGGAUAUCAACGACGUGCCCAUAAAUUGCAGAAACUUGCUCACAAAAGGGAAAACUCAGGAAGAGAUUCGUCAGGUCAGCGGAGCUGUGGUGUCAACAAAAGGACUGUACAUGACCACUGCUGACAAGUCCACUGCUAAAGGGCAUGUAUUCACCUCAUAACAUGUUCUGGUAAAAUGACUACCCUGCUGUGCAAGGCUUGUCCUAAUUGACUCUCUUUUUGUGUAGUGAGAGACCUUUAUAUCUCCAUGUUCAAGGACGUAGCCAGGAGGAGGUCAACAAGGCCGUCCGGCGGAUAAAGGAGAUCAUUUCAGAGGACCUGUUGAGGGCAGCCGCCGCGUCUGGAGGACAGCAGCGCCCCGUGAUGCCCACGCUUCCCGUGUACCCACAGCCGCCGCGCCCCGCCGUCCCGCAGCAGCCCACCAGGCACCAGAUGCCAACUAUGCCACGGCUGCCCAAUGCACAGCAGAACCAAAGGUCCACCCCCUCGCACGGUGGACAUUCAGGGAAUUUUGUCCAUACCAAAAUAUUUGUUGGUCUGGAUCAAGCGCUGCCCUCGUUUAAUGUGAAUGAGAAGGUGGAGGGCCCGGGGGGGACGUAUCUGGGGCACAUCCAGACGGAGACGGGUGCCCGCGUCUUCCUGCGGGGGAAAACCUCCGGCUACAUCGAGCAGGCGUCACGACGAGAGUCGUUUGAGCCACUCUACGUGUACAUCAGCCACCCCAACCAGACUGGACUGGAAGCUGCAAAGAAGCUAACGGAGAGUCUACUGGAAACGGUCAGAGCGGACCAUACUCGGAUGGUGUCCAUCUACACGGCGACGGGGUCCACUCAAGCAUACCCAGCUCAUGGAUACCCAGCUAAUAGCAAUUACAGUAGCCAGGGGUCCUGGUAUAACUACCCAGCAAAUGGGUACCCGGGCGGCUAUUCAGCAUACCCAGGAGCCACUGGUUACUGGAGUAGUGCAAAUGGUCACCCCAGUCAUUCUAACUUGUCGACAACCCCUCAAUCUUCCCAGGCAAUGGUUCAGUAUCCUGUGUGUCCUAGGAAACCCCCACCCUAUCUAGUACAGGACCAGGGAGCUAGUUCCGGCGACGCCACUAGCAGUCCAUCCACCAGCCCCCCGCGGCCCGCCAGUCCCAAGCGCCAGUUUGUGGAAGAGACCGAAGCGGCUGAUGAGGCUGAGUCUGAGUCCAGUGCAGAUGUGAAGAGUGAGGAACAAACGUCACCACCGGUUUCCUCCACUGAAGGGAAAACUUCAGAAAGGUUCCUGAUGCCGCCUCCUCCCAUGCCUUUGACGGUGACGCGCAAGAGACAGAGGGAGAGCCCGCCCAAAGAGGAGGAGCCGUGUCCUGCUGCGGCAGGCCCAGUCGUGGUGGAGGCGCCCAAGAAGCUGAAGCUGCCGGAGGACGGCUCAGGGCUCGUGCCCUACGGAGGGGACUCCUCGGACGAGGAAGAGGAGCGGACUCGCUGCAGUAAGAAGGCUAACUCCUAAACUCACUCAAACCCCUCCGCUCCCCCAGGGUCUUGCUUACAGCAACGCCCGGCCAAAGUUCAAGCACAUUCAUACAAAAUUACCAGAUCUUCACCCCACAUACACACCAUGUCCACACAUAAGAGUCCGCCAGGAAAAAGACUGCUACAUUUUGCCAUUUAUGACAAACUUUUUUUUUUGUGAUGGGUAAUUUUAACAAAAACAGGAAAAAAUUAAGCUUAGCCUAUGCCUUUGACAUCCUUCCUGGUUUCUUAAUUGCUCUGCACCAGUAACUGAUGUAUGCUGUAAAUUUCAGUGAAAACUUUUCUUAUUUGGAAAAUGGUGCAAGUCUGUUCCCAUGGAAUACUGUAAUAAAAAGUAUUUGAAACAA
Molecule: messenger RNA, 2380 nt
Organism: Sardina pilchardus (European sardine)
Lineage: Eukaryota; Metazoa; Chordata; Actinopteri; Clupeiformes; Clupeidae
Product: KH homology domain-containing protein 4-like
Exons: 13
Coding region: 880-2010 (376 amino acids)
Cellular component (GO): nucleus
Molecular function (GO): RNA binding
Source: RefSeq, a predicted model, not a curated record